Molecule: messenger RNA, 3608 nt
Organism: Athalia rosae (coleseed sawfly)
Lineage: Eukaryota; Metazoa; Arthropoda; Insecta; Hymenoptera; Athaliidae
Gene: nAChRalpha4
Product: acetylcholine receptor subunit alpha-like
Exons: 12
Coding region: 523-2274 (583 amino acids)
Biological process (GO): monoatomic ion transmembrane transport; nervous system process; chemical synaptic transmission
Cellular component (GO): neuron projection; synapse; postsynaptic membrane
Molecular function (GO): acetylcholine-gated monoatomic cation-selective channel activity; transmembrane signaling receptor activity
Source: RefSeq, a predicted model, not a curated record
CGCGGGUGAAGUGCGUGCGAGGACGGUUGCGCAGCAAAGUGUGUGUGAGAGAGAGGGAGAGAGAGAGACAGGGAGACAGAGCGAGAGAAAGAGAGAGAGAGAGAGAGAGGAGGUGAUACGGAGAGAAACAUAGAGGGAAAGAGAGAUAGAGCGAGUGAAAAGGGGUGCAGAGGGAGAAAAGGGAAGAUACAUAUACAUCUUCGCGUCAUACCCGCACCAGGAGGGAGAACUUCAAAGUAUAAAGAGGAAGAGAGAAAAAUAACUAUAAGAGUGUAUCGGGUAGCGUCAGAAACGUGUGACGCUGUUUAGUUUCUUUUCCUCAAUUCCGUAUAUACGUUUAAAUGAAAACAAAAUUCUUAAAUAAAAUAGAAUAAAAUUGUAAUAAUCAUUGGUGUUCGCGGCAUGUUUUUCAAAGUGCAGAAUAGAGAGAAAAAUAAAUAAAUCGAAAGGAGAUAAGAUAAAAUAAACAAAUAAAAAACCGAUAAAAUUAGCCGCGGUGGUUUAUAAAGUGAGGGGACCACGAUGUCCCCCAUAAUCGGGGAGACUCUGCGCGUCUGGCUUCUAUCGGCACUGGUUGUUCACGUCGCUGUUGCCGGUAAUCCAGACGCAAAACGUCUUUACGACGAUUUAUUAUCGAACUAUAACAAACUUGUAAGACCCGUAGUCAACACGUCUGACGUUCUCCGGGUAUGCAUCAAGCUCAAGCUCUCUCAGUUGAUCGACGUGAAUCUGAAGAAUCAAAUCAUGACGACGAAUCUAUGGGUGGAACAGUCGUGGUACGACUACAAGCUCAGAUGGGAACCGAAGGAGUACGGAGGUGUUCACAUGCUCCACGUACCUUCGGACCACAUAUGGCGGCCUGAUAUAGUUCUCUAUAAUAACGCGGACGGUAACUUCGAGGUGACGCUAGCCACGAAGGCGACCAUCUAUCACCAGGGACUGGUUGAGUGGAAGCCGCCUGCCAUAUAUAAGUCCUCCUGUGAAAUUGACGUCGAGUAUUUCCCCUUCGAUGAGCAGACCUGCGUACUCAAGUUCGGUUCGUGGACCUAUGACGGCUUCAAGGUGGACCUGAGGCACAUGGAUGAAAAAUCCGGAAGCAACGUGGUAGAAGUUGGCGUCGACUUAUCGGAAUUCUACAUGUCCGUUGAAUGGGACAUACUCGAAGUGCCGGCAGUCAGAAACGAGAAGUUUUAUACGUGCUGCGACGAGCCCUAUCUGGAUAUUACGUUCAACAUAACAAUGCGACGAAAAACGUUGUUUUAUACAGUAAACAUAAUCAUCCCCUGUAUGGGGAUAUCCUUCCUCACCGUCCUCACGUUUUAUCUACCAAGCGACAGUGGGGAGAAGGUCACUUUGUCGAUUUCCAUCCUCAUCAGUCUCCACGUUUUCUUUCUACUAGUCGUAGAAAUCAUACCGCCCACUUCGCUCGUCGUGCCGUUGCUCGGAAAGUAUCUCAUCUUCGCGAUGAUUCUGGUCUCCAUAAGCAUUUGCGUAACCGUGGUCGUUCUAAACGUUCACUUCCGGUCACCCCAGACUCACAGGAUGGCGCCGUGGGUGAAAAGAGUAUUCAUUCACAUUCUUCCGCGGCUAUUGGUGAUGAGAAGACCGCAGUACAAAUUCGAAACGAAUCGAUACUCUUCCGGUCGUGUCUUGAUGCGGACGGUAAGAGGUAAAGAAAAACCUUGCUAUUAUCCGUAUCAUCCGACAGCCCAAGAUGACAGUGAAGACCACAUCGGGCCCAAAAGAUUCCACAGUCGCGUUUCCUCGAAAGAGGAUCUAUCCCCGUCCAGCCUCGCUGACGGCGUCCGCUUUGGUGGUAGCUGUCAGAUUCAUGGUCCGACUCUUCCACCGCUUCCUUUACCUCUCCACUCUGAGACGGAAGAGUUGACGGUAUCCGGGGACGGAGUAAUAGAGGAAAUGAAAAGUCCAGUUCUUCGAAAUCCACCGGCAUUUUCCCAUUCGAAUUGUCCACCGGAGUUACACAGAUCUUGUAUCUGCGUAAGGUUCAUUGCCGAGCACACGAAAAUGCUCGAAGAUUCCACAAAAGUGAAAGAAGAUUGGAAGUACGUAGCGAUGGUUCUCGACAGGUUGUUUCUUUGGAUAUUUACACUCGCUGUCCUCGUCGGAACGGCCGGUAUAAUUCUCCAAGCGCCAACUUUAUACGACGAUCGUGUACCGAUCGACAAGAAAUUUAGCGAAUUCGCAACCACGACGGUCGUACGUUGUCCACCUCAACAGUCCACGCCCGAGCCCUGCACCGUAGCCAAAAAUUAACCCCCCCCACCACCACCACCACCACCACCCCGGUCGAGAGAAGAUAAUAAUACCCUCUCCGCACCCACCCCCCAAAAACCCAACAAAAUUACGGUAAAAGGGCUCAGCUGAAGAAGAAGAUGAAGAAGAAGAAGAAAAAAAUUGAAUAAAAAUUUCAAACAAAGAAGAAGAAUAAAAAUUUGAAAAAUCCAAACGUGCCUGCAGGCGGAUUGAACGUAUCUCGUCGUUACCCACAGGUCGAUCUUCUAUACCUAUAAUAAUCAAUUUUGUUUUCCUUAUAAUUUGGAAAAAAAUAUCCUCGUUUAACGGAAUAAUACAGGAGAUAUUGAAAAUGUUGGUAUGCUGCGUAGAAAUCAAAUAUCUUUCAUCCGACUUUACCUAUACAAUCAUGGCAAUCGCAUCGUUGUACUCUACGUCGCCGGUAAUAAGUAAUUUAAAAAGCGUAUUUGGACAAAAUUGAAUAAAAAAAAAAAAGAAAGAAAAUAUUCAAGAUACGAAAAAGAGACUAAAUAAUUGGAUCGAUUGUAAAAACAUGACGGAGGAGGAGGUUACGUAGGACGGUUCCAUUAGCGGUUUUGCUGAUAUUAUCUUCGCAGAUUAUCAUCCGGUGGAUAAAUUAUAAAUGGCCGCCAAGACCGUCAUUCUCUUGGUUCCGCGCCGUGUUUUCACGAGAUAUCGUGGUAUCUACCGACCCAAAUUUAACGAGAGGAUAAUGGAAAAGUCGGCGGAAAAGUAAAGAGGAUUGGAAGGUCUUGAUUUCACUAACGUGCCACGAGUAUUUGAUUUCUCGAUAUUAUAAUUCGGAAAAUGAGAUGAAGAAGUGAAAAUAUGAAUGUCGGAACAUGAUAUACCUAUAUAUACAACCAAAGAAAAUUAAAACGAAAAAAAAAAAACAAACUCUGAUUAAACUAUUAGAAUAAACAUGACAGGGCUCAUAGAUUAUCUUGAGGUAUUGAUACCCCGCGGAUCUUUUUUUUUUUUUCUCAUUUUCCUUUUGCGUCUCAACAGAUCACACCGCGGAUGCGUAAUAAUAUCUUGUUAUAACGUGUAUAGUCUGUGCUCAAAUUUUCGUAACAAGGCUGCCAUUAUAGUUAAUUCGUUGUAAUAAAAUGAAAAAAUAGAAAAACUAAUGAUUAAAAAAGGAAGAAAAAUAAUAAAUAUAUAACGAUACUAUGAAUUGAUAUAUACCUAUAUAUCUAACGCAAAAAUAAAGUAUAACCAAUGUUGUAACAUAGGUAAAAAGUUUCCCGAUAAAAUAUAUGUAGUAAAAACAAAAAAAAAUUACGAAAAGAAGAAAAGAAAACGAAGAAAAACAAAAAAAAAAAAAAAACAAA